Nanorana parkeri is the source of this 611-nucleotide messenger RNA. RefSeq names its product succinate dehydrogenase complex assembly factor 2 (gene SDHAF2). The transcript has 4 exons. Gene Ontology annotation, cellular component: mitochondrion. Bases 42 to 488 code for a protein of 148 amino acids. Gene Ontology annotation, biological process: mitochondrial respiratory chain complex II assembly; protein-FAD linkage; mitochondrial electron transport, succinate to ubiquinone. The record is from RefSeq and is a predicted model, not a curated record. Lineage: Eukaryota; Metazoa; Chordata; Amphibia; Anura; Dicroglossidae.
UGCUGCGCUGGGAAGUGACGUCAAGCCGUGCGCUGCGCGAGAUGUUGUCCCUGGUCAGAUCCCGGAGCUCUCUGUUAUCUGCCAUUAUCACACGUCAAGGGCCAAGGUUCCUGACAACCGGUGACACAGGAAGACAUGAUUCAGAGAUCCCACUGCCAGUUUGGAAGGAACGCAUCGGUGAAACACCAGAGGUCAAAAGAGCAAGACUUGUAUAUGAGAGCCGGAAGAGAGGCAUGCUGGAAAACUGUAUUCUGCUCAGUCUCUUUGCCAAAAAGUAUCUAAACACCAUGACGGACACCCAGCUAUCACAGUAUGAUCGGUUAAUCAAUGAGCCCAGCAAUGACUGGGACAUAUACUACUGGGCCACAGGAGCCCAGGAACCACCUGAGGAGUUCAACAAUGAAAUUAUGCAUCUGCUUCAGGAAUAUGCCAAGAACCGAGAAAUGGAGCAACGUCUCAGGCAGCCAGACCUAGAAGAGUCUCAUUGACUUAGAUUAUAUAUCCGUGCUCACUGAAAAAGCUGUCUAUAUAAAGGACUCAUCUGAUACAAGCUCAUGUUGGUCAUAUAUGGACAGGCCUUUCGCCAGUAACAGUGUCAGGUCUGAGUGUUC